Molecule: messenger RNA, 1123 nt
Organism: Saccostrea cuccullata (small rock oyster)
Lineage: Eukaryota; Metazoa; Mollusca; Bivalvia; Ostreida; Ostreidae
Product: twist-related protein 2-like
Exons: 2
Coding region: 107-661 (184 amino acids)
Biological process (GO): developmental process; regulation of transcription by RNA polymerase II
Molecular function (GO): protein dimerization activity; RNA polymerase II transcription regulatory region sequence-specific DNA binding; DNA-binding transcription factor activity, RNA polymerase II-specific
Source: RefSeq, a predicted model, not a curated record
CUUACAAGUAGAUUUUAUCUUAAUUUGUGUGAUAAACAAAUCAAGAGUGUAAAGUGGGAAAAUAUUUUUCGACCGAAAAAAAAAUCUCAACAUUUUUUUUCUUACAAUGGAAAAUAUAAUAUCAAAAAAGCGUUCCUCUCCGGAAUAUAUCUUUCACUCAGGACAAAUAAAGCAAGAAUUUCCUGUGGACGGUUACGAUAUUUAUGACGAGGAUGACGAAGCAAUACGCGGCCAAAAGCGCGGUGUCUCCAAAGGAAGUAGCGACGGAUUCCAGAGUAUGUCGUCCCCGGAAAGUACAGAUGACAACCUGCCAAAUAAAAAAGCCAAGAAAAAAUCGCUAUCUUUUGAAGAAAUUCAGACCCAACGUGUUCUUGCUAAUGUCAGAGAAAGACAAAGAACACAGUCCUUAAACGAAGCUUUUGCGCAGCUGAGACAAAUUAUCCCAACACUUCCAUCCGAUAAGUUGAGCAAAAUCCAGACUCUGAAACUAGCCACUCGAUACAUAGAUUUCCUAUAUAACGUCCUCCGCAACGAAGAGCUUGUUGAGCCGUUUGGGACUGCAGGGAAGCUGGCUAGCUGUAACUAUGUGGCCAAUGAGAGGCUGAGCUAUGCGUUCUCUGUGUGGAGAAUGGAGGGAAAUUGGGCCGUGCCCUCAGAUUGAACCAACGCACAGUCCUGUACCUAGAGUAGGAACACUUAUGAUACUGAUUCAUCUCGCCAAGGGGAAGUGGAGCUGUAAAGAGACUAUAAACGGAGCGCCUUAACAACAAAGGGAUGUGUCAGCAGACCUUCCAGGAACUUGAAAGUCGGUUCCAACAUGAAAGAGUUGUGCAUUCUAAUCAUCUUGGUGUGGGGAAUAUUUUUCUUAAGUUGCUGAAUUAGUUUCGCGCAAAAUAACGAAAGGAGCCUAGAUUCGGAGGAAUAAACUGUCAAGACUUGCUCUGUAUAACAUAUAUACUGACAUAUAUAUGUAUACUGUAUCUAUGAAUGAAAAUGACAAUACAUUGUAUUAUGAUUUUAACAUUCCUUCAAUUGUAAACAUUCUUCUUUUUCUAACUUGUAGAAAUUGCUAAACUUGUAAAAAAAAAUUAGUUUAAAUUAAUAAUAAAAUCAUGAAAACCUU